This is a messenger RNA of Hemibagrus wyckioides, 942 nucleotides long. It is a transcript of the gene psmb6, whose product is annotated as proteasome 20S subunit beta 6. Gene Ontology annotation, molecular function: threonine-type endopeptidase activity. The record is from RefSeq and is a predicted model, not a curated record. NCBI's taxonomy places the organism in Eukaryota, Metazoa, Chordata, Actinopteri, Siluriformes, Bagridae. Gene Ontology annotation, cellular component: proteasome core complex. The coding region runs from base 57 to 758 and encodes 233 amino acids. The transcript has 6 exons.
AGGGACUAUGACGCUAUUUGGAAAGUCGCCCGUCGUUUUUCACGUAUUGAGGUAAAAUGGCGGCGUGUAUGACAGCGAGCCGACGCGGGGAGCUUCUUAUUAAUAGCCAAAAUGAUUUGGUGCCGGAUUGGCGAAAACAAGAAGUCAGCACAGGGACCACCAUCAUGGCGGUGGAGUUUGAUGGUGGUGUGGUGAUUGGAGCUGACUCUCGUACAACCUCUGGAGCCUACAUUGCAAACAGGGUGACUGAUAAACUCACGCCCAUUCACGAACGUAUCUUCUGCUGCCGCUCCGGAUCUGCCGCAGACACUCAGGCCAUCGCCGACGCGGUCAGCUACCAGCUUGGCUUUCACAGUAUCGAGCUGGAUGAAGCCCCGCUGGUGCAGACUGCUGCGAAUCUGUUCAAGCACAUGUGCUACAGGUACAGAGAGGAGCUAAUGGCUGGGAUCAUCGUCGCAGGUUGGGACAAACGAAGAGGAGGACAGGUGUACACCGUGCCAAUGGGGGGGAUGUUGGUGAGGCAGCCCGUCUCUGUGGGCGGCUCCGGCAGCUCGUAUAUCUACGGCUUCGUCGACUCGAACUACAGGAGCGGGAUGACCAAAGAGGAGUGUUUACGCUUUACUGCUGAGGCUUUGGCUCUUGCUAUGGAAAGGGACGGUUCCUCUGGGGGCGUGGUCAGACUGGCGGCCAUUACGGAGACGGGGAUUGAGCGCAGCGUCAUUCUGGGGAAUCAGCUGCCCAAGUUUUCCACUGCCUGAAAUCUGUUUGUGGUUUAUAUUAGUAGUGGUUAUCCAUCCUGUAACUCAGACCUCUUUAUCUUUCAGUAUUCUAAUCUGUGAUCAAAUUGUCACCGCAUCCUCACACCACACUAACACACCGGACUGACCGCUGCAACAGGGUUUUUUUUUUUUGUUAUUGAAAUAAAAGACAGGAUCUGAUUGA